This is a messenger RNA of Raphanus sativus (radish), 1351 nucleotides long. RefSeq lists its product as uncharacterized. The record is from RefSeq and is a predicted model, not a curated record. Gene Ontology annotation, cellular component: dehydrodolichyl diphosphate synthase complex; endoplasmic reticulum membrane. Gene Ontology annotation, molecular function: ditrans,polycis-polyprenyl diphosphate synthase [(2E,6E)-farnesyl diphosphate specific] activity. NCBI's taxonomy places the organism in Eukaryota, Viridiplantae, Streptophyta, Magnoliopsida, Brassicales, Brassicaceae. The transcript has 7 exons. The coding region runs from base 317 to 1087 and encodes 256 amino acids.
AAAAAUGUGAUUCACAAGAAAACCGUGACAAGAGAAGAUAAAAGAGUUAAGAGAACCCCAGACGGUCCUCGUCUCAAAAACAGAGUUAAAAUUUCGCAACACACACGUAACUUUGCUAAGGUUUAAGCGAACUAUCACCAAAAAUUAGGAUUCUGGGUCUGAUCAAGAAGCUAAUAGACACUCGAAAGUGUCUCUCUUUUCUCUUCUCACCUCCCAAAAACUCUUCCUUUUUUUUCUUCCCCCUGAUUACGAUCAAAAAAGAAGUUCUGAGCUAAUAGACCCAUCUUAUUUUUGUUUCGAUUUAUCCGCAGAUUAUAUGGAUUUCAAUGAUCCGAUGCUGGUCCUAAAUUCCUGUAUUGGUCAAAUUGUUGAUUUUGGACUGGAUUUACUAUGGCGUUUCAUACACAUUAUUGUGAGCUUAUGUCACAUUGUCUCUGGCAUCUUUGAGGCGAUAGAAAGCUAUGCAAUCUCGUUAGGAUUGAUUCAAAGAUACUGUUCUAUCGAUAUCGAAAAGCUCAAGUGUCUAGCUGUUGUAGUGGACAUCGAAGCAGCAGCUCGAGAUGUUUCCAAGGUUAUUGAGCUUUUGCAAUGGCUAACGACCAUUGGGGUGAAACAAGUUGGUCUUUUUGACUCCCAAGGUUUAUUGAAGAAAUCCAAGGAUAUGAUCCUUGAAAUGGUGCCACGUUCAGUGUUGUUACAGGAGACUGGUGAGAGGGAUAUUUCGUCUGACCGCAUUGCUUUAGAAUUCAUUUCGUCUUCUAACAAUAAAGAAGCUGUUGUGAAAGCAGCCAACAUACUACUUGAGAAGUACUUGAAAUCCAGCCAUCCUGACAAGGGUGAAGAAGAAGGGGAAAACGUUUUUACAGAGUCUCAUCUGAACGAAGCAUUAAGAGUUGUUGGUGAGAAUGUACAGGGUCCUGAUCUGUUGCUGGUUUAUGGACCUGUAAGGAGCCACCUCGGUUUCCCGGCUUGGAGACUUCGAUACACUGAGAUAGUACAUAUGGGAUCGUUGAAGUAUAUGAGAUAUGGUUCCCUUUUGAAGGCAAUCCACAAAUUCACAGGCGUGCGCCAAAAUUAUGGGGUUUGAUGGUGAUUACAGAGCGAGCAGAGCCUUCCAAUAGAAAUUUUUUGAAUGUGAUUCACAUAUUUGUCGUUCAAAGGAGAGACAUUGUUGAAGAGCUGUUAACUCAGUGCACGCACCAUUGUUGCCAAUUUGUUCACAUCUUGUUCUGACAAAUUCCAUGUUAUACAGAUUCACAACUCAUAGCUGACAUUGUAUAUGAUUUUAAGUACUUAGCAAAAUACUAAUGAGUUGGACGGACCAAUCCACCCCAGUAGUGGUCUUAAUCCU